Messenger RNA from Rubroshorea leprosula, 1769 nucleotides. The record is from the annotation of a GenBank genome assembly. NCBI's taxonomy places the organism in Eukaryota, Viridiplantae, Streptophyta, Magnoliopsida, Malvales, Dipterocarpaceae.
GCUUCGGUUUGGAACCUAAAAACAAAUAAAUAUACGUUGGAGAAUUCCUUCGUGUUAUCAAACUUCAAGUUCUCUCCUUUCGAUCAUCAUGGACGUGGGGGAGUCCUCUUUCGCAAAAUCAAAAUCCUCUUCGGAAAUCUGGGCUAAGCUUGUAUCCUUGGAUUCAAGAUAUGAAGAUGUCGAGAUUAGCUCAAAGGAAGUUGUGAUAAAAUCAGAAACCAAAAGCUCUUCUCAAGAAAAGCACGAAUGGUGCAAAAUAACGAGGAAUCCAGAUCAAUUUUCUGCCACAAUGCAAAACAAGAGUUCAAAUUUAAUACUGGUUGAUGAAGUUGUUGUCCAAAGUGAAGAUGUUGUUGACAUCAAAUGUGGUGCUGAAGUAAUUGCAGGGCCUAAUAAAGAAGGAUAUUUGAACUACAAAUUCAAAGUAAUGUGCAGCCAAGAAUCCAUCAAGCAGAAGUUAAAGAUAAGUAUAGAUAUUGAGCAUGCAAAAUGCAGCAUCUGCUUGAAUAUAUGGCAUGAUGUUGUUACCAUUGCUCCUUGUCUUCAUAGCUUCUGCAACGGAUGCUUCUCGGAGUGGUUAAAGAGAUCACAGAAGAAACAAAGAGGUGUGCUCUGUCCCCAGUGUAGAGCAGUUGUACGGUUUGCUGGAAGAAAUCAUUUUCUGCAUAACAUUGAGGAGGGCUUACUACAAGCUGAUCCUUUGCUAAGACGUUCUGAUGAAGAAGUUGCAGUUUUAAAUUCCUAUGCAACUAUAAAAUCAAAUCUUGUCAUUAGGAGUGGAGAAAGACAAAAUAGAAAGAGGGCACAUUUUUCUAUGGAUGCGAGAAGUGACAGUGAAGAUGGUAAUGUGGACAUUGAUGGUGAGGAAAGUGAUGAUGCAGGGCCUCAUUGCCCACAAUGUGGCACUGAGAUUGGUGGAUUCCGGUGCAACCCUAACACCAUCCAUUUACAAUGUCAAGCUUGUGGAGGAAUGAUGCCUUCCAGAGCUGAUAUUAAUAUAGCACAGCACUGUUUGGGAUGUGAUAGAGCAUUUUGUGGUGCAUACUGGCAAUCUCAAAGGCUUGCUAGAAGUGACAUUCAGCUUGUAUGCAGUCAAGAAACAUUCAAACCGAUAGCAGAACGGACUAUCAGUAGAAUUCCAGUGCAGGCACAUGAAAUGAAUCAACAUGAACAAGAUAUCACAGAUAGGUGUAUCAGACAGGCAGGCAGAACCUUGAAGGAUGUUAUUGCAGAUUGGAUUAGAAAGCUGAACAAUAGAGAAAUUGAUAGAACAAGGCUGCAGCUGAAUCAUGCUGAGAUGAUAUCUGCUGGGACGCAUCUUUGCAACUGGAAGAAUGCCAUCAUUUCUGUUUUCCUCAAUAUUCCUUCUCCCUCGAAAUGUUCCUUAGUUGAGCUUAGCUCAGUACCAACAGCCAAUACCAUUGCCCUUAUGCUGUCUCAAGUCCAUGACAGAUUUAUCAUAUUUUUUGACAAUGACAUCUAAGAAUCUUCUUUUCAAUGUUCAAGAUGUUAUUCACUUAUUCAUAUUCUUUGGGAUGAUAAUAAUUUUGUGUACUGCACCGUCUAUGUUCUGUAAAUGCAGCAACUGUUAUGAAAAGUUGGUCGCUUUCCUUCUAUAUUGGUACAGGAUUUCAUUGCCCAAAUAUCUUUUGCCCUCAGAUGCCAAACAAAGGGAAGAUUGCUGGUAUGGAUAUGCAUGUCGGACGCAGCACCAUAGUGAAGAACAUGCUCGUAAGAGAAAUCAUGUGUGUCGUCCAACUCGAGGCAAC